Molecule: messenger RNA, 318 nt
Organism: Didymodactylos carnosus
Lineage: Eukaryota; Metazoa; Rotifera; Eurotatoria; Philodinida; Philodinidae
Source: the annotation of a GenBank genome assembly
AUGGCUUAUUUUUACAAUCUGUUGCAUAAAAAUAAACCAGCACCAUAUUAUGUACCCGGUGAAAUUCCCUCUUGGAUUGACCAAAGAAGUUCGGAAGAAAAAAGCAAAGAUGAACAUGAAUCAAUUGCUCCGGAAGCUGCUUAUCAUGCUCUACAAGCCUAUGAAGCGGAACUUGAUAAAGGUCAAAAACAAAUUUCAUACGAAGAAAUCAAAGAGAUGCUGGCUCAGUUACUACCUGUUGCAGUUGAGCAGUUCGUUUAUAAUAGACGUCUGGACCAACUUAAUAAAGAUAAGUUGAGAGAGUUGGCUAUUCCAUAG